Aspergillus saccharolyticus JOP 1030-1 is the source of this 1190-nucleotide messenger RNA. The record is from RefSeq and is a predicted model, not a curated record. Lineage: Eukaryota; Fungi; Ascomycota; Eurotiomycetes; Eurotiales; Aspergillaceae. Bases 254 to 820 code for a protein of 188 amino acids. The transcript has 3 exons. Gene Ontology annotation, molecular function: mRNA binding. Gene Ontology annotation, biological process: ribosomal large subunit biogenesis; intracellular mRNA localization. Gene Ontology annotation, cellular component: nucleolus; preribosome, large subunit precursor.
UUAUUCCAUUGUUUUGUGAUCUUCAAUAAUCCUAACCUGAGUUCAGAAUCUCGGGUUAACAUUCGUUGGUGCCUGGCUUUUUCCAGAGAGAUACGCAGGUAGAUCGGAGACAUCUGUAUCUACUUUCUCUUCGAACUCGAUUUGCUCCAUUACCCGCAUAUUUUCCUUCUACGAAUUUUCCGCCUCUUCAGCAUACAGCCAUCCAAAUCAACACUCGCCGAACGCAUCUUCCUCCCAAAAACGAGACCACGAGAUGGCCCCGACAAAAUCUUCAGCCAAGGGCAAGGGCCCUUCUUCGAGUAAGGGCGACGCCAAGAGCAAGCCUCUCUCGUCCGCCACGAAAGUGAGCAAGAAGAACGUCAAGCGGCCGCCGCCCAAGGAAGUCAAAUCGAAAGCGCGCACGGAGUCCAGCCUAUUGAAGAAGACGAAGAAGAGAGAAUACACGGAGAAGGAGCUGGACUUGCCUCAGCUCAACAUGAUCACGCCCGUCGGCGUGGUCAAGCCCAAGGGCAAGAAGAAGGGCAAAACUUUUGUGGAUGAUGCGGAGGGAAUGAUGACCAUUCUUGCGAUGGUCAACGCCGACAGGGAGGGUCAGAUUGAAUCCAAGUUGAUGAAGGCCCGUCAAUUGGAGGAGAUCCGCGAGGCGAAGAGGAAAGAGGCCGAGGCUCGGCAGGCGCAGAAGAAGAACAAACUGGAAGAGGUAAAACAAUCAAUCCGCAACAAGAAGCACAAGGGCGGCUCCAAAGCUGAUACUGGAGACGCCGGACCCGACAAGUCCUCCAAAUCGAAGGGAAAGAGAAAGAGCGUUUCAUUUGCUUGAUAAUUUUUGCUGUAUAAAAGUAAUGCUGUCUAUAUCAGGUCUAUGUAUCUAGAUGGGUCUCUGGCGUUUCAACGGUCUAUAUCCUGCCAAAACAAUUGCAUGCGUAACUCAUGAUGAGCCAUCUUUUGAUUGGAUGUGUGCCCACUUGAAGUCCGCGGUGAUGAGAUAUAUUCGCGCCUGUCGCGAGAUUACGGAGAAGAUGGUACAAUCUUGAUAUCCAGCUUGCGCCGCACGGGACCAAAAAGCGGCUUAGGGGUCUUAUCGCUGUCUUGUGCAGGUCGCGCAAUGUAUGGCGGCAGGCGAUCAGGGUGCUCCACCUUGCCAGGAAAGGUGUGGUCCACCUCCUUAGCCAUUAUAUUCAGGAAAUUGG